AUGUUGCUCAUAUUACUGCUCCUCACCCCACUCGCCACAAUUUUGGCUCAAGACCCGAUCGCCAUCGAUUGCUCAGCUCCAGUAGAUCUAGGAACCUCGAAAUCCUGUAAAGCCAAGCCAAGCUUAAAAUAUCAUUACGACCCGAAAACCAAGACAUGUUUGGCGUUUUUGUACACAGGAUGUGGUGGGAAUGCGAAUCGUUUUGAUCACGAAGGUGCUUGUUAUCAAUGGUGCGCGGGAAGUGAGUUUUGGGAGCCGAAAUUGGGAUUUGGGGCGAAGAAAACCUGAGAAAAGCGAAGAAAAAUUGCCACGAGACCCAACGGAAAACAACAUGUUCCUUUAAGAUACUGUAGAAAUUCGCAAGAAAGGUCAAAGGAACAUGUUGUUUUUUCGUUGGGUCUCGUGGCGAUUUGUGUGUUCUGAAUAGGUUUUCUUCGCUUUUCUUUUAAAAAAACGUGAUUUUUUGCAGUGGACAACUUCUCGUGCCCAUUGGGCUCUUCAAGUGUUGCAUCAAAAGAAAUGUGCUAUGAAGAUGUGAGUUUUUGGUGCCCCAAAAAAUUGUUGUUUUUGUCAUAUUUUUGUAGUUGCUGAGUGCAGAGAAGCUAGAGGGUAGGGACGCAGAGGGACAUACACUCGCUCCGCUCGAGCCGCUUGCGCGGAAGAUUCCGGGGCGCUUCGCGCAAGCUUGCGGAAAAUCAACUUUUCGAGCUAAAAAUGCUGGAAGUGCUAAAAAUGAGCAAUCCCAGCAUUUUCAGCGUCAAAAAUUGAUCUAGAAAUAUUAUUCACAAAAAUAUGUGACCCCCCUGAAAAUGGUGCUUCAGGAGGGGGGGGGGUCAACUUCAAGAGUAAUUUUUAGCAAAUAACUUUCUAGAUCAACUUUUCGAGCUGAAAAUGCUGGAAUUGGUUAAAAUGAGCAAUCCCAGCAUUUUCAGCGUCAAAAAUUGAUAUAGAAAUAUUUUUCACAAAAAUAUGUGACCCCCCUCAGGAGGGGGGGGGGUCAACUUUAAAAGUAAUUUUUAGCAAACAACUUUCUAGAUCAACUUUUCGAGCUGAAAAUGCUGGAAUUGCUUAAAAUGAGCAAUCAUAGCAUUAUCAGCGUCAAAAAUUGAUCUAGAAAUAUUUUUCACUGAUUUUUGGUAUACCAUUUUUGUAAUUUCGGCUCCUGGAUCCGAUUUCAUUCAAAAAUUUCAAAUUUCAAAUUUUCAGUCCCACUGCGGCACCAACAACUACUGUCUCAACGGUCAUCCAAUCAACAUUUGUUGCGAGAAAAAAUGGCGCGAAAAAUCGGACAAAGAAUACAACCCGAAAUGUCCCGCGGGGAAGAAAGCCUUCAAACCAACUGAUGGUGGAAUUGCGAGUUUGAGACUGGGCAAAUCGUGUAAAUCGAAUCAUUGUCCGGAAAAAGCCACGUGUGUUCAAGGAGAAUUUUUUGCAGCUUGUUGUGUUUGA
This is a messenger RNA of Caenorhabditis angaria, 1449 nucleotides long. Lineage: Eukaryota; Metazoa; Nematoda; Chromadorea; Rhabditida; Rhabditidae. The record is from the annotation of a GenBank genome assembly.